UCGAAAUAAAGAAUAAAGAAGAUUUAUAUUUGUUUACUAUUUCAAUCCUUUGCCAUCCGUCUAUAUUUUUAAACAUUGCUGUUUUAAAAGAGCGAAAUAAACGGGCCUGUCUUUAUUUUUUUCUAAAUCGGCAAUUCUUUUCCAAAUCUGUAAAUUAUGGCCGACGAAGAUUCGAACUCCAGGAGUCGUGAAAACAGCAUCUCAGAGUCUCCAGGCCUAGAUGGGGAAUUUAGUUGGCCCAAGUCAUUAGAACGGUUAGAUUCGUCAAGCAACGACGGUGUGUUAGGUUUAGAAACAAGUUUAGAUCCAAGUCUCGAUGUUUUGGAUGUCUCCGGAGAUCAUGGAAACGACGUUGAUGACCCGGAACUUGAAGCAAUCAAAGCUAGAGUGAAGGAAAUGGAGGAAGAAGCAGAAAAACUGAAAGAUAUGCAGAAAGAAAUUGAAGGAUCUUUGAAUCUAAGCGCCAGCCCAACUACAGCAGCACUUCCAACUCUCGAAGAAAAACAAGAGGUUGAUGCAAGAUCAGUUUAUGUUGGAAAUGUAGAUUAUUCUGCAACUGCCGAAGAACUUGAACAACAUUUCCACGGAUGUGGAUCAGUAAACAGAGUAACAAUACUAUGUGAUAAAUACACUGGACAUCCAAAGGGUUUUGCCUACGUUGAAUUUGCCGACAAAGAAAGCGUGAACAAUUCCACUGCUUUAACAGACUCGCUUUUUAAAGGUCGACAGAUCAAGGUUGUACCAAAAAGGACCAACCAACCGGGCAUCAGCUCAACAGACCGUGGAUUCUCCAGAGGCCGGGGACGUGGUAGAUCUCGUGGUUUUCAUAGUCCUGGGUACUAUCCAGGUUACAGACCAAGGAUUCGAGGACGUGGAAUGUAUAGGCCUCGGCGAAGAGGAUGGUAUCCCUACUGAAUGGACAACAAAGUUAUUUAUUUGGAUGCCAAUGUUGCCCUUCCGUGGAUUUUUGAGGUUGUAACAAAGGAAGGUGAUGAAAAAAAAGGGAAAAAAUAGAUGAAAAAAAGAAAAAAAAACAAAA
Dendronephthya gigantea is the source of this 1039-nucleotide messenger RNA. Its product is annotated as polyadenylate-binding protein 2-like. NCBI's taxonomy places the organism in Eukaryota, Metazoa, Cnidaria, Anthozoa, Malacalcyonacea, Nephtheidae. The record is from RefSeq and is a predicted model, not a curated record. The transcript has 9 exons. Gene Ontology annotation, molecular function: RNA binding. The coding region runs from base 157 to 915 and encodes 252 amino acids.